Thelazia callipaeda (thelaziosis nematode) is the source of this 1299-nucleotide messenger RNA. Lineage: Eukaryota; Metazoa; Nematoda; Chromadorea; Rhabditida; Thelaziidae. The record is from the annotation of a GenBank genome assembly.
AUGCUGAGGAAAUUGUGGUUUUACUAUUCACAUUUAUACUUAAUUUUUCAGUUUAGGGAUUGUGACACGAAGACUUUGUAUGCUCAGAAAGCAGAAAAAUUUGGUAAUUUGCCAUUGUUGGCUGAGGGACAUUUACGACGCAUCACUGUCUUAGCGGAUACUGCUUGUGCUGGUGCUUUCGAGAGCUUUAGGGAAAAUGCUUUACCUCUGUUCAAUUUAGCAGGUCUACAAGUGGAUAUAAUCAAACCGAUCAAUAUAUCGGAGUUUAAAACCAUUGCGAAGCAUAUUGAUUCUACGGAAUGUGAUGCUUUGUAUAUUGUUGGUGGAGAUAGUACUCUAAGCGCCGUUCUAAGUGCAUUCCAUUAUCGAGAAAAUAAUUUACCGCUAUCUAUUGGUGUUUUCCCGGGUGGUAUUGAAAAUCGGUCUCUGGUCGGUUUGGUUCCUAGUGUAUUCGGAUUCCAAAAUGAUAUUCAUUCUCAAUGUGAAAGUGCCAUGGCGCUGAUCGAAGAAAAAAUCAGACCAGUUUAUUUAUCAAGAGUGAAGCUCGUAAGUAUAUUUAAUUUUUGUAACCAAAUGGAAAACUCAGAGAGCAAAAAUGAAUCGAUUUACGGUGUCACAGGUUUACAUAUUGGGUGGUUUGACAGAGUUGAGACCAAUAAAGCUAAACUGUGGUAUUGUGGUCCAUUAAAACGAUGGAUUGCUUAUCUCACAGCUGCGAUAAGAACAUUAAAGCAGUAUCCAGAAGUUCGAAUCAAUAUGACUUGUGAGGAAUACUGUGCAGGUUGUUGUAGAUGUCGUUCACAGCCAGAAACAGUUGAAGUGGUUCAAAACCGACGUUGGUGGCAAAAUAUUAUUGGCUCAACUAAUUAUUCAAGCCUGAAUUUAAUGAAACCAAUAAUCGACUAUUCGCAAAUAAAAAAUGAAAAUUGUGGUAAAACGCGAGAAGUAGUCGUAAAUGCAGUUGACAUCGCGCUGGAAAAUGUUCAAAAUCAGAAUGCGUGCAGUCUGCGGGUUCGUACUGGCAACGUUGAGUAUAGUAGAAUUGGUUUGUUGAUGGAUGGAUGGAGGAGAUGUCAAGCAAAGCAGCUCUCCGCUUCACCUGAUAUUGAUUUUUAUCAAAAUGAUCUCUUAGUAAGAUCUGCUACUAUAACAUUUAGUGCCAUGUUACCAGAUGCUGUGAAGAAAAUGACUGUAUUUGGUAACGAGUGUCAAAUUAAUGAUUUAAAAACUCGAAUAUUUGUUGAAUCAACGAAUAACUUUGUCAAUAUGUAUCUUCCUUCUGAGGUACGGGUUUUAUAA